Molecule: messenger RNA, 789 nt
Organism: Strongyloides ratti
Lineage: Eukaryota; Metazoa; Nematoda; Chromadorea; Rhabditida; Strongyloididae
Product: Methylmalonic aciduria and homocystinuria type C protein
Exons: 2
Coding region: 1-789 (262 amino acids)
Biological process (GO): cobalamin metabolic process
Cellular component (GO): cytoplasm
Molecular function (GO): cyanocobalamin reductase (cyanide-eliminating) (NADP+) activity; FAD binding; demethylase activity
Source: RefSeq, a predicted model, not a curated record
AUGGAGGAUGUAUUACUGCACUUAAAAAAUGAAUUAAUUGAAGAUAAUGGUUAUGAAUUAUAUCCAUUUAGAUUUGGGGAUUAUAAUAAAUUUAUUGGUGAUGAAUUUAAAAUUGAUGAAAAUGAAGAUUCAUUUUGUGUUCUUAUAAUUAAUACACCAAAAUGGUUUAGAAAUAGAUAUAUUGACUUUCUUAAAACUUCAAUAAAAGAAAAACAUAUUAGUAAUUUUGAGGAAUUUAAAGAAAAAAUGCCUAAUCCAAUAUCUGAAUGUAUCAAUACAGAUAUAGAAAAAGCAACUAAAAUGUUUAUUGAUUAUGAUCUCCAAAUAUACUUUGAUCAUUCAAUGCAUCCAUGGAAAAGAAAACCCUACAUUUUAAUGGCAUCUGCUGGACAUGCAGCAGGAGCAACCUACUAUUAUAGUAAAGAUGAAUGUCUGGAUUUAGUACCAAGUGAUGAGGAACGUAUUUCACAGGGAAAGAAAAAAUUAAUAGGUAUUGCAAUGCACAGUAAAUUAGGAGGAAACUUUGCUUUUCGUGCUGUUUUAAUUUUUAGAAAUUUACUUGUUCCUAAUUUUAUUCCUUCUGUUCCAGUUAAAGUUUUACAAGAUAAGAAAGAAAUCGCCAAUCUUAUAAUGAGUUUUAAUGAUAAUUGGAUUAAUGGAAAAUAUAGAAAUAUAGGUGAAAAUGACAAUUUUAAAUAUGAUGAUAAAUAUAGUGAACUUCAACUUGAGUACUUCAAUUCACCACAAGAAAAAAGAUGGCAAAUUAUUCAAAAAAUGAUUCAAAUGUAA